This is a messenger RNA of Perkinsus marinus ATCC 50983, 1096 nucleotides long. RefSeq lists its product as hypothetical. Gene Ontology annotation, molecular function: serine-type carboxypeptidase activity. The transcript is spliced from 10 exons. The annotation marks the transcript as partial. The record is from RefSeq and is a predicted model, not a curated record. Lineage: Eukaryota; Perkinsozoa; Perkinsida; Perkinsidae. Gene Ontology annotation, biological process: proteolysis.
GGAAGAGUAGGCGUAAGCAGAUAGAUUUCAAAGGAGUAGCGCUCGUCAAUGCUCUACUAUCUAUGAGACUUCAGUACUCAAAACAAGGUAAGAUGGCCUAUGACAAUCCCCCGGCACCUCGGAGGAUCACAAAGCCACAGUACGAGAAGAUGAACCUAGAAGCUCUGCAAUGCAUCAACUUUGCAACACUUUGCAACCAAGGACAAGCUAAGCGUGACUGCGAUCGAGCGUAUACUGCUUGUCAGCAGAGUACAGUGAUUUCCCUGCCGAAAGAGGUCAGCAUUGACAUGUACGACGUGAGAGAGGUGUGUCAGAAUCAAGUGCCGGAUCACUGCCGACCGUAUGCUGAUGUCGAGAGGUUCCUCAACAAGCCGGAAGUUAAGAAGAGUUUCGGAGUAGACCCGGCAUUUGACUAUAAGCGCUACAACCCGAAGGUAGACGAGGCUAUACGGCGCAGUCCCGGAUUCUACGCGGACUCCUAUCAAACUCUAGGUCCAUUGAUGGACAACAACGCUCUGAAAGUUACUGGAUACUAUCUGGUCUCUCGGUUAUCAGUCAAUGGUAGCACAACGACAUUCACCCUCGCAAGAUUGCAUCCACAUGCCUUUAUAUUGGCGUGGUCCUAGCUUUAAUAGUGAUUCGGUUUGGUAAACAUUUUCACCGAACAGAUAGUCGGUGAAUAUGUCAACCAUCUAAACCGGAAUGUUCGUCUUAGCUUCUCGUGGUAACUGGUGACUAUGGUUACGCGUAUCCGUGGACGGCUUCGAAAGAGUGGCUUCUGAAUGUCAAGUUUAGUCAACAAGAAGCCUUCAAGAAUACGAAGGAUGCUGACUUGAAAACGAGUCAGACAACCGUCAUUGGGCAGAUCAGAUUCUUGAAGCUACCGCAUAAGGCCAGGAUAAUCUUUGUUAGGGUGUACGGAGCCGGGCAGGACGUGACUGUGAAGAGAGCUUUGCCGCUUCUGAGAAUCUUGAACUUCUUCGUAUUUGAUAAUUUCCCAGUUUGAAUCCCAUUACUAAUGUAACAAAUUAUUGGUGUCACCAUUCUUGUGUAGCUUCUGCUGUCAUCUUUGGUCACGUUGGUUGACUACAUAGCC